AUGUCUUCACGCGCGGAUUCUACAUCUCCUCCGCCUUACUCGUUUGAACCGUCCUCUUUCCCUCCUCCUCCGCCCCGAGCAGGUGACGUAGCUCGCAACUGGUCGUUUCAGGCGAAGUUUGAAGCUGCGAAAGAGCCAGUGAGGCAGGCUAUCUUGGAUACCAUCACAGCGUGGACAUUUUCGGAGACCUCCGGAGAAAGCUGGGACUUUAUACCCCGACAGGAUGUACAGGACGCGUAUGACGCUGCCGCAGUAGAUCUGAGGAAAGCACUUGAUUUCAUCAUCGAAAACAAAUACGCCGUAUACCUCAGAGACGACAUGGACCGGCGUCGACACGAAUACUUUCAUCGUAUGGAUGGCCAAGAGAGUAGCCCUCGCGUUCUACCAUCCCCACAAGCCUUUGCAGACGAUUUUGAUACCGCUCAUGUUGAGGUGCAGAUAGCAGUUUUGCGGACAUUUGCUCUGUGGAAAUCAUCUCGGGGAGGAAAGCACGUCAGACCUCUUCAUGAACAUGUGCGUGGAGAAUAUGAACGGGCACCAAUCGAGCUUAAGACGUUGCUGGAGUGGGUGCUUGCAUCUGGCUCGGUGAACCCUGUGCGACAUUCUAGGGAUGUGCGUAACUUCGAGAAGCUCGAGAAGAGCCAUCUUCAACGCAGCAUCAUGAUCCGAACUAGCGUGCAACCCUUUCUCUGA
Peniophora sp. CBMAI 1063 is the source of this 693-nucleotide messenger RNA. The record is from the annotation of a GenBank genome assembly. Lineage: Eukaryota; Fungi; Basidiomycota; Agaricomycetes; Russulales; Peniophoraceae.